AUGAACCUUUUCAACUUUUUAUACCAAGAUUACCCUCCCCCAAACCCUCCAGAAGCCGAAGGUUCUUCAUCCUCAAGGCCUCCAUCAACUAGCGCCAACGCAGAGGUCGCUGAAGCACCUGCCACUCAACAUCCCCCCCCUACCUACCAAGAGGUCACAGCACCCAAAGCAUGGAAGGUGGAAUUGUGGUUUGGAUCUGACCCCGACUUAUUGAGGCAGGAACCUCCGGUAGUGCAACUCGACAUAGGUUGGGAAGCCUACCUCGAACUUUCCACAACAGAUAUUGUUGGCUUGAUGAGAGAAGGACUUUACGUGUCUCGGGACAAUGUCAUUGUGCAGGAGAGUUGCUUGACAAUACGUCCCGACCCGCAGGAGUACCAGGAGCACUGCUACGACCGACAUUUUGCUCUGUCCGGUCCAGGCUGGGAAGGGACUUUGGUGGUCACGACACUUAGACUCCAUAUUGUAUCAAACUUCCGUGUCGAGCAUCUCUCAGCGGAUAAAGUAUUUCGCUGUGAGGCCCGGGAUUCGUCCAAGGAGGGAAGUCGGGCAUAUCACUUCAUUAUAGAUGGCGAGGAAGAAAACGCGAAUUACAUUUUGGACGACGCUCCUUUGGAAGGCCUAUGGCCGUGGCCUCGUAAAGACCACCUCACUCAAGGAAUGGAAGAGGAAUGGGGACAAGAGGGAACCGAGGAAGGCGAGAUGCUUGAACUGCUAGAAUAG
Messenger RNA from Fusarium musae, 723 nucleotides. RefSeq lists its product as uncharacterized. Lineage: Eukaryota; Fungi; Ascomycota; Sordariomycetes; Hypocreales; Nectriaceae. The record is from RefSeq and is a predicted model, not a curated record. The transcript has a single exon. The coding region runs from base 1 to 723 and encodes 240 amino acids.